Camelus dromedarius (Arabian camel) is the source of this 4089-nucleotide messenger RNA. It is a transcript of the gene GAREM2, whose product is annotated as GRB2 associated regulator of MAPK1 subtype 2. Bases 109 to 2712 code for a protein of 867 amino acids. NCBI's taxonomy places the organism in Eukaryota, Metazoa, Chordata, Mammalia, Artiodactyla, Camelidae. The record is from RefSeq and is a predicted model, not a curated record. The transcript is spliced from 6 exons.
CAGGGAGCGCCGCGGCGACCCCAGGAGGUGGUGGCUGGCACAGGAGCCCAGGCCGCGCGGGACUGGCCGUCGGGGCCCUGAGACGGCGGCUCCGGGGGCGCCCAUGCCAUGGAGAAGCUGGCGGCCGGGCUGGCCGGCUUGCGCUGGAGCAUGGGCGCCUUCCCGCUGGACCUCAUCGUUAGCCGGUGCCGCUUGCCCACGCUCGCCUGCCUCGGGCCAGGGGAGUAUGCCGAGGGCGUCAGUGAGCGAGACAUCCUGCUCAUUCAUUCCUGCCGCCAGUGGACAACGGUGACAGCCCACACCCUGGAGGAGGGCCACUACGUCAUUGGGCCCAAGAUUGACAUCCCACUACAGUACCCAGGGAAGUUCAAGCUCCUGGAGCAGGCCCGGGAUGUGCGGGAGCCAGUGAGGUACUUCAGCAGCGUGGAGGAGGUGGCCAGUGUCUUCCCUGACCGCAUCUUUGUGAUGGAAGCCAUCACCUUCAGUGUCAAGGUGGUGUCAGGCGAGUUCAGCGAGGACAGCGAAGUGUACAACUUCACUCUGCACGCGGGCGAUGAGCUCACUCUCAUGGGGCAGGCGGAGAUCCUGUGCGCCAAGACCACCAAGGAGCGCUCGCGCUUCACCACCCUGCUGCGCAAGCUGGGCCGGGCCGGGGCGCUGGCCGGGGUGAGCGGCGGUGGCCCCGGGGGCGCAGGGGCCGCGGGCGGCGGUGGGGGCUCCAGGCCCAUCAAAGGCAAGAUGCCCUGCCUCAUCUGUAUGAACCAUCGCACCAACGAGAGCCUGAGCCUGCCCUUCCAGUGCCAGGGCCGCUUCAGCACACGCAGCCCGCUGGAGCUGCAGAUGCAGGAGGGUGAGCACACGGUGCGCGCCAUCAUCGAGCGCGUGCGGCUACCGGUGAACGUGCUGGUGCCCAGCCGGCCGCCGCGCAACCCCUACGACCUGCACCGGGUGCGGGAGGGCCACUGCUACAAGCUAGUCAGCAUCAUCUCCAAGACAGUGGUGCUGGGGCUGGCGCUGCGCCGCGAGGGCCCGGCGCCGCUGCACUUCCUGCUGCUCACCGACACGCCGCGCUUCACGCUGCCGCAGGGUCUGCUGGCGGGGGACCCGCGCGUCGAGCGCCUGGUGCGCGACAGUGCCUCCUACUGCCGUGAGCGCUUCGACCCCGACGAGUACUCCACGGCCGUGCGCGAGGCGCCCGCCGAGCUGGCCGACGACUGUGCCAGCCCGCGCCGCGCGCGCCUCUGCCUGCCUGCGCCCCCGCGCGCCCCCGGGCCCGCCCGCGCUCCCGCCCCCGGCCCGCCCGGCGACAGCGACCAGGAGUACAUGAGCCCCGACUGGGCCAGUGCUCCCGAGCCCGCCGCGCCGCCCGCCGAGAUCCCCUACGAGGAGCUGUGGGCCCACCAGGCGGCCGAGGCUUUCGAGGGCAGGGCUCGGCCGCUCCCGGGGCCCGACCUCAUCUCCUUCGGGGCCACCGGGCCGCCCCGCUUGGAGCCCGAGGCGGCGCCGCCUCCUGUGCCUCCCAAGUCCGAGGCGGUGAAGGAGGAGUGCCGCCUGCUCAACACCCCCCCUGUACCCCCCCGGGGUGGUAGUGGCAGCGGCUGGCUCUCGGGCAGCCCUCCAGUGCCCCCACGCUUCCCCAAGCUGCAGCCUGUCCACUCACCCAGCUCCAGCCUCUCCUACUACUCCUCUGGCCUCCAGGAUGGGGCGGGUUCCCGCAGUGGCAGUGGUUCUCCAUCACCAGACGCCUACUCCCUCUAUUGCUACCCAUGCACCUGGGGAGACUGCAAGGUGGGCGAGUCCUCCAGCCGCCCACCCCCGGGACCCCUACCCUCCACCACGCAGCCCAGCCAGGCCUCCCGGGCCCUUGGAGAGCCCCUGAGCAGUCGAGCUGCCUCCCUCCUGGGGGCUGACACCCCCGUCAAGACCUAUCACAGCUGCCCGCCUCCGUUUAAGCCGUCUCACCCCCAGAAACGCUUUGCUCCUUUUGGAGCUCUCAACCCCUUUUCUGGGCCUGCCUACCCCACAGGCCCUUCAGUGGCCUCCUCUCCUGUGCCCACAGCCACCUUGGGCCCUCUGGCUACCUCCAGCCCUGCUUAUUCCCCAGGCCCAGGCUUGCCAGGCCAGGCCUAUUCUGCUGCUCCCACCUCCUCCUCCUCCUCCUCUGAGUGGCAGGAGCCAGCCCCAGAGCCCUUCGACCCCUUUGAGCUAGGCCAGGGCAGUUCACCAGAGCCUGAGCUGCUGCGCUGUCAGGAACCCAGAGCUGUGGGGGCGCCUGGACCUGGCCUUUCACCCCUUGGAUCCCCGAAGGCCUUUGAGCCCGAAGGUUUGGUGCUGCGGCAGGUCCCCACUCCCCUGUCACCAGUGGGCCUGCAGGGGCCUGAUGCAGGCGGAACACGACUCCUCCUCACCCAGGGGCGCCUAGAAGGGCCUCCAGCCAGUCCCCGGGAUGGGGCCACAGGCUGGGGAGGCCGGGACGCCGCCUCCUGGCAGCCCCCCGCUGACCUGUCUGCACUCUCCCUGGAGGAGGUCUCCCGAAGUCUGCGUUUCAUUGGGCUCUCAGAGGAUGUGGUGAGCUUCUUUGCCCGAGAACGCAUUGAUGGCAGCAUCUUCGUGCAGCUCAGUGAGGACAUCUUGGCAGAUGACUUCCACCUCACCAAGCUGCAGGUCAAGAAGAUCAUGCAGUUCAUCAAAGGCUGGCGGCCCAAGAUCUGACUUCCCAGCUUGUAGGUGCACAACUGGAAUGCUGGUGCGGAGGCCCUGAAGGCCAGCCCUGGGUCUGCUGGGGGCAGCACUCCCAGAAGCGCUCCAGCGGGAGAAUCCAUGCCAGACUGAGGCAGCUAAGCAGCUACGCAGAGUGAAUCCAGGGGAGACACAUGUGGUAAUGGGGAGCCUCUUGGCCAGACCCUUGCAGGCGUCUUGCCUUUGAGUGUGUGGAGUAAGUGGAGGGGUGGAGGCACCAGUGCACGCUUCGAUUCCCAUCGAGGUGGGAUGGGGAGGGGUCACAAGCUGGCCUUCAUGGUGACCUCACAGCUCCCUCCGCCCUGCGGCAGAGCUCCACCAAUCCCUCCCGCGUCUCAAGCUUGUAGGUGCAGGUUGGAGACAAGGGAAGAUGGCCCAUAAGUUAAGCACAAAUUCCCAAGUGCCCUCUCUCUGUGCUCUGUGGGCACAUGGCCUAAGCUGCCCCAGCGUCUGAGUGCCCCUCCUCCCUGCUCUGCUCCACCGUGUUGGGUCCCUGGCCUUGAGCACAGGUGUGACAAGUGCAGCCUGUGCUGCCCACCUCAGAGGCUCCAUCUCUGGGUUCUGGUUUGUGGGUGAUGCCCUUGGAAGAGCACAGCUCUGCUGCUGGCCUACUUCCCUAGUUCAGGGAGGCAGAUACUCCCCACAUACGCAGUGCCCUAGCUUCUGCCCCGGGCUCACUGCACCCAGUCCUCCAUUACACCUGAUGGAUCCAGUCCAUGAAGACUGACUCUGUGGAGGAGCAGGUGGAUUGAGGGCAGCUGCUCCCUGAUGCUAGAGGCAAGUGGUCUUUGAUUACUCCCACUUCCACUAGGCUCCUGCCCCUACUGCUGGGUGCCCUUCCUGGUUUCCUGUCACUGGCACCGGCUGGGUGGGUAGGAGAGAAAGCAUGGGCGCUUGGGAAAACUGGCCUUUUCCCUCCUGGAGCUCAGUCCUCCUGCACUUGUCCACCUGCUUCAAAGCAGGUCUUGGUGCCCUGGACCUCAAGCAUGGUGCUCUGCCAGCACCAGAGCCGGUUGGCCCUCAUGUCUGCCCACCCACCCUGUGCCCUUCCCCACCUCGCCUACCAGAACCGCACUCAUUCCCGUGCCGCUAGUGUCAGGCCCAGGGGCAUCAGCCUUCUCGUCUGCCUUACCUAGCCUACCUAGAUAUUUAUUUCCUCUGUUUUCCUAUCUUAAGAGUAGCGAAGCCAUGCUGGGGCUCACGCCCUAAGCAAGGCUGCCUGGGCGCUGAGGGAAGGGGAGUCAGGAAGUAGAGCACAGAAACUGUGAUGCUGAGACAUUUGGUUUCCUUGCUGGUCACUUAAUGAAUCCUCAAGGGCUAGUGAAAUAAACGCUAGACCACUGAAGACUA